This is a messenger RNA of Salmo salar (Atlantic salmon), 1839 nucleotides long. The record is from RefSeq and is a predicted model, not a curated record. Lineage: Eukaryota; Metazoa; Chordata; Actinopteri; Salmoniformes; Salmonidae.
AUGGCAGAACACUUCUGCAGAGAUUACCUCAUCUACACCCCCCACUACCCCAAUCCCAUUUCAUCACUAUUUACCCAUUACCCCGUACCUACCCCAAUCCCACCCUAUACCUACCCAAUCCCACCCUGUACCUACCCCAAUCCCACCCUGUAUCUACCCAAUCCCACCCUACACCUACCCCAAUCCCACCCUGUACCUACCCAAUCCCACCCUGUACCUACCCAAUCCCACCCUGUACCUACCCCAAUCCCACCCUCUACCUACCCAAUCCCACCCUGUACCUACCCCAAUCCCACCCUGUACCUACCCAAUCCCACCCUGUACCUACCCCAAUCCCACCCUCUACCUACCCAAUCCCACCCUGUACCUACCCAAUCCCACCCUAUACCUACCCAAUCCCACCCUCUACCUACCCAAUCCCACCCUGUACCUACCCAAUCCCACCCCUGUACCUACCCCAAUCCCACCCUGUACCUACCCAAUCCCACCCUGUACCUACCCAAUACCACCCUGUACCUACCCAAUCCCACCCUGUACCUACCCAAUCCCACCCUGUACCUACCCAAUCCCACCCUAUACCUACCCAAUCCCACCCUGUACCUACCCAAUCCCACCCUGUACCUACCCAAUCCCACCCUGUACCUACCUAAUCCCACCCUAUACCUACCCAAUCCUACCCUGUACCUACCCAAUCCCACCCUGUACCUACCCAAUCCCACCCUGUACCUACCCAAUCCCACCCUGUACCUACCCAAUCCUACCCUGUACCUACCCAAUCCCACCCUGUACCUACCCAAUCCCACCCUGUACCUACCCAAUCCCACCCUGUACCUACCCAAUCCCACCCUAUACCUACCCAAUCCCACCCUGUACCUACCCAAUCCCACCCUGUACCUACCCAAUCCCACCCUGUACCUACCCAAUACCACCCUGUACCUACCCAAUCCCACCCUGUACCUACCCAAUCCCACCCUAUACCUACCCAAUCCUACCCUGUACCUACCCAAUCCCACCCUGUACCUACCCAAUCCCACCCUGUACCUACCCAAUCCCACCCUGUACCUACCCAAUCCCACCCUGUACCUACCCAAUCCCACCCUGUACCUACCCAAUACCACCCUGUACCUACCCAAUCCCACCCUGUACCUACCUAAUCCCACCCUGUACCUACCCAAUCCUACCCUGUACCUACCCAAUCCCACCCUGUACCUACCCAAUCCCACCCUGUACCUACCCAAUCCCACCCUGUACCUACCCAAUCCUACCCUGUACCUACCCAAUCCCACCCUGUACCUACCCAAUCCCACCCUGUACCUACCCAAUCCCACCCUGUACCUACCCAAUCCCACCCUAUACCUACCCAAUCCCACCCUGUACCUACCCAAUCCCACCCUGUACCUACCCAAUCCCACCCUGUACCUACCCAAUACCACCCUGUACCUACCCAAUCCCACCCUGUACCUACCCAAUCCCACCCUAUACCUACCCAAUCCCACCCUGUACCUACCCAAUCCCACCCUGUACCUACCCAAUCCCACCCUGUACCUACCCAAUACCACCCUGUACCUACCCAAUCCCACCCUGUACCUACCCAAUACCACCCUGUACCUGCCCAAUCCCACCCUGUACCUACCCAAUCCCACCCUAUACCUACCCAAUCCUACCCUGUACCUACCCAAUCCCACCCUAUACCUACCCAAUCCUACCCUGUACCUACCCAAUCCCACCCUGUACCUACCCAAUACCACCCUGUACCUACCCAAUCCCACCCUGUACCUACCCAAUACCACCCUGUACCUACCCAAUCCCACCCUGUACCUACCCAAUCCCACCCUGUAG